AAGCUGCUCAAGUUCUACGAGCUCAAGGCCUCAGGCACGCACUUCAACGUCUCGCUGGCGCGCAACCGACAACUGCGCAACCCGCACAUCUACGCCAAGCUCGUUAAGUGGGUCGACGUGGACGAGGGCGCCAGCUGCUAUCCGCAGCGCGCG
Molecule: messenger RNA, 153 nt
Organism: Tilletiopsis washingtonensis
Lineage: Eukaryota; Fungi; Basidiomycota; Exobasidiomycetes; Entylomatales
Exons: 1
Biological process (GO): regulation of DNA-templated transcription
Cellular component (GO): nucleus
Source: RefSeq, a predicted model, not a curated record